This is a messenger RNA of Bufo gargarizans (Asiatic toad), 2380 nucleotides long. RefSeq names its product protein O-fucosyltransferase 1 (gene POFUT1). Gene Ontology annotation, cellular component: endoplasmic reticulum. Gene Ontology annotation, biological process: regulation of Notch signaling pathway; protein O-linked glycosylation via fucose; Notch signaling pathway. The coding region runs from base 183 to 1361 and encodes 392 amino acids. Gene Ontology annotation, molecular function: peptide-O-fucosyltransferase activity. The transcript has 7 exons. NCBI's taxonomy places the organism in Eukaryota, Metazoa, Chordata, Amphibia, Anura, Bufonidae. The record is from RefSeq and is a predicted model, not a curated record.
GCUAACGGGAGGCUCCCCGGAGCAGAAGACGGCUGCACGGCGGACGGCAGAGCUUCCACUGCGGUGACAGUGCUCCCUGAGGACCGGCCCGGGGUCCCAGCGUGUCAAGGCCUCCAGUCACUCACUUGCCUCCACCAACAUGGCGGUUCCUCUAGAACGGGCUCUGCUCUGCCUCCCCUAACAUGGCGGCGCCCGGGGGAAUGCUUCCGGCCGUGAUGGAGACGCUUAUUCUCCUCCUGCUCCUAACCCUCCCGGGACUGCACCAGGCGGAGCAGGAAUGGGACCCGGCCGGGUAUCUGCUAUACUGCCCCUGCAUGGGGAGGUUCGGCAAUCAAGCGGAUCACUUCCUCGGCUCUCUAGCCUUUGCCAAGAUGGUGAAUCGGACCCUGGUUGUCCCGCCAUGGAUUGUUUACAACCACCAUCGUCCUCCGUACACUAACGUACAUGUAUCUUUUGAAGAGUUUUUCCAGCUGGCCCCCCUCCGCCAGUACCACAGAGUGAUGAGUAUGGAAGACUUCAUGGAGACGUGUGCCACCAAGUACUGGCCGGCUGAGAGGCGCGUGGCUUACUGUUUCACCGCAGCUGCUCAGAGGAGCCCUGAUAAAAAGAGCUGCCCCAUGAAGGAUGGGAACCCAUUUGGUCCUUUCUGGGAUCAUUUCCAUGUGGACUUCGCACGCUCGGAGCUGUUUGAUGGCAUUAAUUUUAGUGCUUAUUACAAAGAUACUUGGCUGAACCGGUAUCCUGCUUCCGAUCACCCUGUCCUCGCCCUCCCAGGGGCACCAGCACAGUUUCCAGUACUGGAAGAGCACAGGAAUUUACAGAAGUAUAUAGUCUGGUCUGAAAAAAUGGUUCAAGAAGGAGAGAAGCAAAUUGAAGCCCUGCUCAUAAGACCGUAUGUGGGGGCCCAUCUGAGGAUCGGCUCCGACUGGGUUAACGCUUGUAAGAUGCUGAAGGACGGUACGGCUGGAUCACAUUUUAUGGCUUCCCCUCAGUGCGUUGGAUACGACCGUCAGAAGGCAAAGCCGCUUACCAUGAACAUGUGUCUACCCGACCUCAAGGAGAUCAAGCGGGCGCUGCUGCAUUGGGUGAAGAGGACCAAAGCAAGAUCCGUAUAUAUAGCUACUGACUCCACGUCUUACACUGCUGAACUACAGAAGGCUGUGGGGGAGAAGGUGAAAGUUGUGAGCUUGCAACCAGACGUGGCCCAAAUAGAUCUUUAUAUUCUUGGCCAGUCCGAUCAUUUUAUCGGGAACUGCGUGUCCUCAUUCACAGCAUUUGUGAAGAGGGAGCGUGAUAUUCAGAGGAAGCCCUCCUCGUUCUUCGGGAUGGACUCGGUGGUUAGGAAGACGGAUGAGCUAUGAGGAAGUGAGGCAGGGAUGGUCAUUGCCGGGGGCCUGUGGUCCAAGAUACUCGACCCCUGACAAACAGCAAAGGAGGUUCUAAUGCUCACCUGGAGAUUGCUGCCUUAUUCCUUCAGUGUCUGAUCAGAGAGGGUCCAACUGCUGAGUUCCUCACCUUGGGGCCACAGAUCCAUAUAUGCCUUAUAAUGUUUUCUUAUUCUGCUUAAAGGGACAUUCCUCUUAAAUUAAGGGCAUGAGUAAUGCCCUGACAAAGCCAGCUAAGUGGUACACUUGCAUCCAGAAAAUGACUCUUUUAGUACACACAUAAGGUUGCCACCUUAUGGAAGUGAUCUCCAAGUCUAUGGGCAAGGAAACUUCAACCCAUGAGCCUUCUUGCCAAUUUUCACAGUCUGAAAAGGUAUACUGAGGGGUGUGGCACUUCAUUUGCUCCUCUCCCUAUGGGAAUCUUAAAGGGGUUGUCUGGUUUCUGAAACCAGACAACCCUUGGGAUCCACCUGCUCUAAAGAAGUGCUAAGUACUGAGGCUAGCAAUUGGCUGCUUUGGUCUUGUGUUGUUGACAUCGUGCCCCGCCGGGAGAACCGGAGCGCCGGCGCAGGAUCUUUCAGAUAAGUAUUUAUUGCUUCUUUAGUGCAGGUGGAUCCUGAAGGUUGUCUGGUUUUCUCCUGAAAUCAGACAACCCCUUUAAGAGGCUGUUCAUUGAGUACAGAUGGCCAUUUGUAAAGGGUGACACAUUCCCAUUGUGGGUACAUAAGGCUUGACAAUUGUAUCCUCUUACGAACUUCCCAUCAAGAGUCACUGGAUCCGGUAGAAGAAACCUCUGCCCAUCUUUUGAGCCCAAUCUGAGCUGAAUGUGACCAGAAGCUACAACCCAAAGAGGCGUCUAUAGCAGGGGUCUGCGGUGCAGGAGGGCACUUACCGAGCAGAACAUGUCCAGUCAUUAAAGUUGCAGGCACAUAAUUCUUGUGACAUAGUCCGAUUAUUUUUUAAUUAUUUCUUUAAUAAAACAUUUUUUACAUUUG